Molecule: messenger RNA, 240 nt
Organism: Trametes versicolor FP-101664 SS1
Lineage: Eukaryota; Fungi; Basidiomycota; Agaricomycetes; Polyporales; Polyporaceae
Product: kinase-like protein
Exons: 1
Biological process (GO): protein phosphorylation
Molecular function (GO): ATP binding; protein kinase activity
Source: RefSeq, a predicted model, not a curated record
AUCGUACACCGAGACAUCAAGCCCGCGAACAUCCUCAUCGACGGUCGCGGGCGCGCCGUCAUCUCCGACUUCGGCCUCUCCACCACGGUCGCCCCCGGGGAGUACGACACCUGGCGCGGGUACGAGCUCGCCGGCACGGUCCCGUACAUGGCGCCCGAGAUGGUCGGGGUGCGCCGGAAGCUGGACGGGUACGGGGCGGGCGUCGAUGUGUUCAGCAUGGGCGUCGUGUUUCUGCAGCUG